Molecule: messenger RNA, 705 nt
Organism: Humulus lupulus (European hop)
Lineage: Eukaryota; Viridiplantae; Streptophyta; Magnoliopsida; Rosales; Cannabaceae
Product: transcription factor DUO1-like
Exons: 3
Coding region: 1-705 (234 amino acids)
Source: RefSeq, a predicted model, not a curated record
AUGAAGAGAGGAAGCGAUGGAGCAUACAUAAGAAAAGGGCCAUGGCAUGCUGAAGAAGAUGAGGUACUGAUAAAUCAUGUCAAGAAGAAUGGCCCAAGAGAUUGGAGCUCCAUUCGAUCAAAGGGAUUACUGCCUAGAACUGGGAAAUCAUGCCGUCUUAGAUGGGUCAAUAAGCUUAGACCCAACUUGAAAACAGGGUGCAAGUUUUCAGCAGAGGAAGAGAGGUUAGUCAUAGAACUGCAGGCACAGGUGGGGAACAAGUGGGCCGAAAUCUCUACGUAUUUGCCGGGAAGAACAGACAAUGAUGUCAAGAAUUUCUGGAGUAGUAGGAAAAAGAGGCUGCAGAGGCUUCUUCAUCACAGACCAUCACCAUUGAAGUCUCACAAAACCAAAGUGAAAAGGCCUCUUGUUCAUCAAGUCCCAAAGGAUUCUACUAUGGCCGCUAUCCCAUCAUGUCAAUCUAACUGUCCACACGUGGAACCUGAAGAGUUGAGAUUGGCGGCGCCAUUGCCUGAAAUGAUGAGGCCAAACGUUCUAAACUUUGAGUCAGGACUUUCUAUGGUUGAUGCUAGUGGCAUUGGCUCUGGUUUAAUUAACGAUCCAAGUGUAUUACUUAGAGAAAGUAAAAGCAGCAAUUUUUUUGAUGAUUUGACUCAAGACAUGCUUGACUAUUUUGAUUCUGUUUCGAGUUCACAAGAGUUGUGA